GUCCUCCUGGUUUUCCUGGUCCUCAAGGCUCAUCUGGACUACCUGUGAGUUUACUAUAUAUACUAUACCAACACUACACCUAUACUACACCAAUACUACACAUAUAGUACACCUAUACUACACAUAAUAUACACCUAUACUACACAUAUACUACACCUAUACUACACUAAUACUACACAUACGGUAUACUACACCUAUACUACACCUACCUAUACUACACCUAUACUACACCUAUACUGCACCUAUACUACACCUAUACUACACCUAUACUACACCUAUACUGCACCUAUACUACACCUAUACUACACCUAUACUGCACCUAUACUACACCUAUACUGCACCUAUACUACACCUAUACUGCACCUAUACUACACCUAUAAGACACCUACCAAUACUACACCUAAACUACACCUAUACUGCACCUAUACUACACCUAUACUGCACCUAUACUACACCUAUAAGACACCUACCAAUACUACACCUAAACUACACCUAUACUGCACCUAUACUGCACCAAUACCACACCUAUACUACACCUAUACUACACCUAUACUACACCUACCAAUACUACACCUAUACUACAACAAUACUACACCUAUACUACACCUACCAAUACUACACCUAUACUGCACCUAUAUUACACCAAUACUACACAUAUACUACACCUAUACUACACAAAGUAUACUGCAACUAUACUAUACCUAUUUUCACCUAUACCACACCUACCAAUACUACACCUAUACUACAGCUACCAAUACUACACCUAUACUACAGCUAUACUACACUUAUACUACACCAAUACUACACCUAUACUACACAUACAGCAUACUACACCUAUAUCCACCUAUACUACACAUACCUAUAUUGCACCUAUACUGCACCUACAUAUACUACACCUAUAUUCACCUAUACUACAUCUAUACUACACCUAUACUCCACCUAUAUUCACCUAUACUACAUCUACACUACACCUAUACUCCACAUACCUAUACUACACCUACCUAUACUACACCUAUAUUACACCUAUACUACACAUACAGUGAGGGAAAAAAGUAUUUGAUCCCCUGCUGAUUUUGUAUGUUUGCCCACUGACAAAGAAAUUAUCAGUCUAUAAUUUUAAUUGUAGGUUUAUUUGAAAAGUGAGAGACAGAAUAACAACAACAAAAUCCAUAAAAACGCAUGUCAAAAAUGUUAUAAAUUGAUUCGCAUUUUAAUGAGGGAAAUAAGUAUUUGACCCCCUCUCAAUCAGAAAGAUUUCUGGCUCCCAGGUGUCUUUUAUACAGGUAACGAGCUGAGAUUAGGAGCAUACUCUUAAAGGGAGUGCUCAUAAUCUCAGCUUGUUACCUGUAUAAAAGACACCUGUCCACAGAAGCAAUCAAUCAAUCAGAUUCCAAACUCUCCACCAUGGCCAAGACCAAAGAGCUCUCCAGGGAUGUCAGGGACAAGAUUGUAGACCUACACAAGGCUGGAAUGGGCUACAAGACUAUCGCCAAGCAGCUUGGUGAGAAGGUGACAACAGUUGGUGCGAUUAUUCGCAAAUGGAAGAAACACAAAAUAACUAUCAAUCUCCCUCGGCCUGGGGCUCCAUGCAAGAUCUCACCUCGUGGAGUUGCAAUGAUCAUGAGAACGGUGAGGAAUCAGCCCAGAACUACACGGGAGGAUCUUGUCAAUGAUCUCAAGGCAGCUGGGACCAUAGUCACCAAGAAAACAAUUGGUAACACACUACGCUGUGAAGGACUGAAAUCCUGCAGCGCCCGCAAGGUCCCCCUGCUCAAGAAAGCACAUAUACAGGCCCGUCUGAAGUUUGCCAACAAACAUCUGAAUGAUUCAGAGGAGAACUGGGUGAAAGUGUUGUGGUCAGAUGAGACCAAAAUCGAGCUCUUUGGCAUCAACUCAACUCGCUGUGUUUGGAGGAGGAGGAAUGCUGCCUAUGACCCCAAGAACACCAUCCCCACCAUCAAACAUGGAGGUGGAAACAUUAUGCUUUUGGGGUGUUUUUCUGCUAAGGGGACAGGACAACUUCACUGCAUCAAAGGGACGAUGGACGGCGCCAUGUACCGUCAAAUCUUGGGUGAGAACCUCCUUCCCUCAGCCAGGGCAUUGAAAAUGGGUCGUGGAUGGGUAUUCCAGCAUGACAAUGACCCAAAACACACGGCCAAGGCAACAAAGGAGUGGUUCAAGAAGAAGCACAUUAAGGUCCUGGAGUGGCCUAGCCAGUCUCCAGACCUUAAUCCCAUAGGAAAUCUGUGGAGGGAGCUGAAGGUUCGAGUUGCCAAACGUCAGCCUUGAAACCUUAAUGACUUGGAGAAGAUCUGCAAAGAGGAGUGGAACAAAAUCCCUCCUGAGAUGUGUGCAAACCUGGUGGCCAACUACAAGAAACGUCUGACCUCUGUGAUUGCCAACGUUUUGCCACCAAGUACUAAGUCAUGUUUUACAGAGGGGUCAAAUACUUAUUUCCCUCAUUAAAAUGCAAAUCAAUUUAUAACAUUUUUGACAUGCGUUUUUCUGGAUUUCUUUGUUGUUAUUCUGUCUCUCACUGUUCAAAUAAACCUAUCAUUAAAAUUAUAGACUGAUCAUGUCUUUGUCAGUGGGCAAACGUACAAAAUCAGCAGGGGAUCAAAUACUUUUUUCCCUCACUGUAUACUACACCAAUACUACACAUAUAUUACACCUAUAUUACACCUAUACUACAUCAAUACUACACCUACCUAUACACUCCUAUACUACAUCUAUACUACAUCUAUACUACACCUAUACUACUCCUAUACUACACCUACCCAUACUACACUUAUACCACACCUAUACUGCACCUACCUAUACUACACCCAUGUUACACCUACCUAUUCUACACCUAUACUACACCUAUACUACACCUAAUCUCUAUUAUAUUGUCUACUGUAUGUCUGUCUCCACCUCUGCCUUUAGUUCUUGCGAUCUCUCUCUCUCUCACUCUUUCUAUUUCAAUAUCUCUCUUCUACUUUGAAACACCAUUACCACUGAACGGAAAUCUUCCUGCUAUCUCCAUCUCUCCAGCUUUUUAAUGAAAGUUAUUUCAAAUGAGGACAAUUCUAUUGUCUCGUCAGUUCAUCAAUGAUUUCCCCUGUGAAAGUGAUGGAGAGUGGUAGUGCCGUGCAGACAGCACACCAACACCCCUCAUCUCAUUCCAUUGUUUUAGCAGAAUGGAAGUCAGCAAUGGUUGAACGCUGUGAGCCCAGCAUGGAAUCAAUUUUGAAACGUUAGGGAGUGUUUAAUUCCAGGUGUGUGAAUGUGUGUGUGUGUGUGUGUCUCUGCCGCACUCCGUUCUGUUGAAUUGUAUCUGAUUAAAUAGUAGCGGGAGCUGAGAGAGGGGGGUGACAGAUAGAAAGGGGCUGAGAGAGGGGGGUGACAGAUAGAAAGGGGCUGAGAUAUGGGGUGAUGGAUAGAAAGGGGCUGAGAGGGGGGGACAGAUAGAAAGGGGCUGAGAUAUGGGGUGAUGGAUAGAAAGGGGCUGAGAGGGGGGGACAGAUAGAAAGGGGCUGAGAGAGCGGGUGACAGAUUGAGAGAGGGAGGUGACAGAUAGAAAGAGGAUGAGAGAGGUGGGUGACAGAUUGAAAGAGGCUGAGAGGGGGGGGUGACAGAUAGAAAGGGGCUGAGAGAGUGGGGUGACAAUAGAAAUGGGCUGAAAGAGGGGGGUGAAAGAUUGAGAGAGGGGGGUGACAGAUAGAAAGGGUCUGAGAGACGGGGUGACAGAUAGAAAGAGGCUGAGGGGGUGUAACAGAUAGAAAGGGGCUGAGAGAGGGGGUGACAGAUAGAAAGAGGCUGAGAGAGGGGGGUGACAGAUAGAAAGGCUGAGGGGGGGUGACAGAUAGGAAGGGGCUGAGAGAGGGGGGUGACAAAUAGAAAGCGGCUGAGAGAGUGGGGUGACAAAUAGAAAAGCUGAGAGAGGGGGGUGACAUAUAGAAAGGCUGAGAGAGGGGGGUGACAGAUAGAAAGGGGCUGAGAGAGGGGGGUGACAGAAAGAGGAUGAGAGAAGGGGUGACAAAUAGAAAGGGGCUGAGAGAGGGGGGUGACAGAUAGAAAGGCUGAGAGAGGGGGGUGACAGAUAGAAAGGCUGAGAGAGGGGGGUGACAGAUAGAAAGGGGCUGAGAGAGGGGGGUGACAGAUAGAAAGGCUGAGGGGGGGGUGAAAGAUAGAAAGAGGCUGAGAGGGGAGGUGACAGAUAGAAAGGGGCUGGGGGGGUGACAGAUAGAAAGGGGCUGAGAGAGGGGGGGUGAAAGAUUGAGAGAGGGGGGUGACAGAUAGAAAGGGGCUGAGAGAGGGGGGUGACAUAUAGAAAGGGGCUGAAAGAGGGGGGUGACAGAUAGAAAGGGGCUGAGGGGGGAUGACAGAUAGAAAGGGGCUGGGGGGGUGACAGAUAGAAAGGCUGAGAGGGGGGGUGGGUGAAAGAUUGAGAGAGGAGGGUGACGAUAGAAAGGGGCUGAGAGUGGGGGGUGACAUAUAGAAAGGGGCUGAAAGAGUGGGGUGACAGAUAGAAAGGGGCUGAGGUGGUGGUGACAGAUAUAAAAGGGGCUGAGAGAGGGGGGUGACAGAUAGAAAGGGGCUGAGAGAGGGGGGGUGACAGAUAGAAAGGGGCUGAGAGAGUGGGUGACAAAUAGAAAGGGGCUGAAAGUGGUACUUUUCCUCUCUCCACCAGGGAAUAGGGAAUAUGUAACUUACAGGAGGUUGGUGGCACCUUAAUUGGGGAGGAUUGGCUCAUGGCUGGAGCGGAGUGAGUGGAAUGGUAUCAAACACAUGGUUUCUAUGUGUUUGAUGCCAUUCCAUUGACUCCUUUCCAGGCAUUAUUAUGAACCGUUCUCCCCUCACCAGCCUCCACUGAUAUAGUGUUAAUUUUGUCUUUCUUUUCAAGUGAUCUCUUCUCCUUGUUUUUUUCACUCUCAUUUCUUCUCUUCUCCUCGUUUCUAUCCUCUCCUCACCUCUCCUCUCUCUUCAUAUCUCUCACUUCAUUCUCUCUCCAUACCUCUCUCCUCUCCUCUCUCCCUCUCUCCUCCUCCUCUCUCCUCUCUCCUCUCUCCUCUCUCCUCUCUCCUCUCUCCCUCUCUCCUCUCUCACUCUCACCUCUCCUCUCUCCCUCUACCCUCUCCUCUCUCACCUCUCCUCUCUCCUCUCCUCUCCUCUCUCUCUCUCUCCUCUCCUCUCUCCCUCUCUCCUCUCCUCUCUCCUCUCCUCUCACCCUCUCACCUCUCCUCUCUCCCUCUCUCUUCUCCUCUCUCCCCUCUCCUCUCUCCUCUCUCCCUCUCCCCUCUCCUCUCCCCCUCUCCCUCUCCUCUCUCCCUCUCUCCCUCUCUCUCUCCUCUCUCCUCUCCUCCUCCUCUCCUCUCCUCUCUCCUCUCGUCUCCUCUCCUCUCCUCUCCUCUCCUCUCCUCUCCUCUCCUCUCCUCUCCUCUCCUCUCCUCUCCUCUCCUCUCCUCCUUCCUCUCCUCUCCUCUCCUCUCCUCUCCUCUCCUCUCCUCUCCUCUCCUCCUCCUCUCCUCUCCUCUCCUCUCUCCCCUCUCCUCUCCUCUCCCCUCUCUCCUCUCCCUCUCCUCUCUCCCUCCUCUUCUCUCCUCUCUCCCUCUCUCCUCUCACCUCUCCUCUCUCCCCUUCUCUCCUCUCUCCCUCUCUCCUCUCCUCUUUCCUCUCCUCCCUCUUCCUCUCCUCUCCCCCUCUCUCUCCUCUCCUCUCUCCGUCCUCUCUCUCCUCUCUCCUCUCCUCUCUCCUCUCCUCUCUCCUCUCCUCUCCUCUCUCCUCUCUCCCUCUCUCCUCUAUUUUCUCUAUCUCUCCAGGGUCAGCAGGGUGAGAGAGGGGCAGCAGGACCACCAGGUGUGAAGGGUGAAACGGUGAGUGACAUUUCUCCUCAUCAAUACAUGAUAGAUAAAGUUUAAUUAGAUGUAUUUUUACUUUAAUUUCUACAUCUUUAUGGUCUCUAUUAGGGCCCUCCAGGAACUAAUGGAUACCCAGGUUCUAUGGGACUACCUGGACUUCCUGUAAGACACAACAACUUGUUUCAUCACGUUUACAUGAAUGAACAUAUUGGGAACAUUUUGGCUGCUUUGCUGAUUGGUUGAAAGAUGGAUGGAUUGAUGGAUGGAUAGAUGGAUGGAUGGAUUUUGACUGACUGAUUGAUUUAUUGAUUGAUUGAUUGACAGGGCCUGAAGGGCGAGCGGGGUACCCCAGGCGCUGCAGGAACAAAGGGAGAAUCGGUAAUCCAUAACAAACACAGUUGUCAUAUAUUGAACAUUGAUGUUUUUUCACCUCAUUUGGAUAGUCUAAGAAACAUAUGGCAUUUUAACAGAAUAGCUGUAGCAGUUAACAUGUCAUAUAGUCAGUUGAUAACUAUGAAUCUGUUGGGUACUAUUUCAUUACUACAGUGACUGUGAUAUAGUGAGUGUGAGACAGUGAGUGUGACAUAGUGAGUGUGAGACAGUGAGUGUGAGACAGUGAGUGUGAGACAGUGAGUGUGAGUGUGAGACAGUGAGUGUGACAUAGUGAGUGUGAGACAGUGAGUGUGAGACAGUUAGUCUGAGACAGUAACUGUGAUAUAGUGAGUGUGGACAGUGAGUGUGAGACAGUGAGUGUGAGACAGUGAGUGUGAGACAGAGAGUGUGGGACAGUGAGUGUGUGACAGUGAGUGUAAGACAGUGAGAUUGAGACAGUGAGUGUUAGACAGUGAGUGUGAUAUAGUGAGUGUGAGACAGUGAGUGUGAGACAGUGAGUGUGAGACAGUGAGUGUGAGACAGAGAGUGUGGGACAGUGAGGUGGUAAAGCAGUGAGAUUGAGACAGUGAGUGUUAGACAGUGAGUGUGAUAUAGUGAGUGUGAAACAGUGAGUGUGAGACAGUGAGUGUGAGACAGUGAGUGUGAGACAGAGAGUGUGGGACAGUGAGUGUGUGACAGUGAGUGUAAGACAGUGAGAUUGAGACAGUGAGUGUUAGACAGUGAGUGUGGUAUAGUGAGAGUGUGACAGUGAGUGUAAGACAGUGAGUAUAAACAGUGAGUGUGAGACAGUGAGUGUAAGACAGUGAGUGUAAGAUAGUGAGUGUGAGAUAAUGAGAGUGAGACAGUGAGUGUGAGAUAGUGAGAGUGAGACAGUGAGUGUUAGAUAGUGAGUGUGACAUAGUGAGUGUGAGAUAGUGAGUGUGAGAUAGUGAGAGUGAGACAGUGAGUGUUAGAUAGUGAGUGUGACAUAGUGAGUGUGAGAUAGUGAGUGUGAGACAGUGAGUGUGAGAUAGUGAGUGUGAGAUAGUGACUUAUCCCCAUUCUCUCUCCUACAGGGUCCACCAGGCAACCCAGGAUACCAGGGACAGGCUGGAGUAGCGGUCUGUAACCUCAUCCCCUCAUCCCCUCAUCUUUAUCCCUUGUCCCUAUAACCUAUCAUCCAUAACCUCAUCCCUACAUCUUUAUCCCUUGUCCCUAUAACCUAUCAUCCAUAACCUCAUCCCUACAUCUUUAUCCCUUGUCCCUAUAACCUAUCAUCCAUAACCUCAUCCCUACAUCUUUAUCCCUUGUCCCUAUAACCUAUCAUCCAUAACAUCAUCUAUAUCCUGCGUCUUUAGGACUAAAAAGCAUAAUCUUGUACUCUAGGGAAUAUUCUGGUUUGUGUUUCAAGGUUGUGGUUCAAGUCUUUGUUCAUUUUAAAGUAAUGCUCUCUGUUUGUCCACAGGGACCCAAAGGAGAGGCUGGACUGGCAGGUCCCAUUGGACCAAAGGGAGAUCAGGUAUCAAACAAUGAAAUAUGCAUUCUAAAUAUACAGUACAUUCCAAAUGCUGUGUUCAAACACACACACACACACACACACACACACACACACACACACACACACACACACACAGACUGAUGUAUUCUCUCGCCAUUUGUAGGGCUCCCAAGGGCAACCAGGCUUCCCAGGAACAUCGGUAAGUGAAACAGUCAUCUUUAUGGCUCUCUUAGUUAAAUAUCUAUUGGCAUGUGAUGUACCCCAUCACUUACCUCUUGAUACUAAAUGUUAACUUUGUAGGGCCCCCCUGGUCCCCCUGGGAAACAAGGAAGAGAAGGAUCACCUGGACCCAAGGCUGACAAGGUAGAGCAGCUUAUCAUAAUAGUUUUUCCUAUUUCUGUUUCUACUUAAUAGUGAGGAUAAUGUUAAUUUCUCUCUCUCUCUCUCUCUCUCUCUCUCUCUCUCUCUCUCUCUCUCUCUCUCUCUCUCUCUCUCUCUCUCUCUCUCUCUCUCUCUCUCUCUCUCUCUCUCUCUCUGUCUCUGUGUCUCACUCUCUCACUGUGUCUCUCUCCCUCUCUCUGUGUGUGUCUCUCUUUCUCUCUCUCUCUCUGUCUCUCUCUCUCUCUCUCUCUGUCUCUGUCUCUCUCUCUCUCUGUCACUGUGUCUCUCUCUCUCAGGGUAAUGAUGGAGCACAAGGUCCACAGGGCCCGUCUGGACCUCCAGGUUCUCCUGGGUCUCCUGGCUUGCAGGUGAGUGUGUCUGUGUGUCUGUUUGCAUUAUCACGAGAUAUAUAUAUAUUUUGCAAUUUCAUGGAAUAUGAGUUUUAAAGAAUGCUCUCACCUCACUGCCUUCCUUCCUGUGUGUGUCCAAAGGGACCUCCUGGAUUUGAGGGAUUGGACGGUAAAGAUGGGAAACCAGGGAUGAGGGUAAGAGAAGAUUCAGACAUACUACAUGGUACUGUAGAUACUAUUGUUAGUCUAUGGAAGGAGUAAAGUAGGAUUUCUUGAAUUGACCCCCCCCCCCCCCCCCCCCCCCCCCCCCUCUCCAUCUCUCUCUCUGGCUCUCUCAGGGAGAGCCAGGGCUUCCAGGGGCGGCAGGACACAAAGGAAUGCCGGUAAGUGCCUUUUGACCUUUACAUGACUUCACUUAUGUGACAUCACUGGCUUGUCAUCAGUGUGUGAAUCAUCACAUUCACCUUGAGCCCAAAUGGAGCAGGUGAAUUGUAUCGGUCAAAACAUCACCCACUGAUGUCACCCAAGAGCUCACCUCACAUACCAUUAUAUGCACGUAUGUCACAGAGCUUACUGUACGUGCCAAUCAGCUGCCCAUGUUUCCCUACAAAGAGUUCAAGGGCCAUACCAGCACUCCUAGUCUGAGAUGCUUUAUGAAAAUGGGCCCAGAAUAAUUGGGUUUUAACUGAGUUAUUGACACAGCUGCUCUGCACAAUGUUUACUGUUUGGUAUGCUAAAUAUACCUUAUUGUUUUCACACAGUUCAAAACAAUGAAGAAAGGAAAGAGAGCUUAUUGUGUCAAUUACGCUACUUUCUGUCUAUGUCAGUGUUUCUGUGUGUGGCCUUUGAGCGUUCAGGUGUUCAAAUCAGUGUGAGAUUUCAAAGUGAUAUGUUUUGAAAGCUGCGUGUUUUGAGAUGUGAUGUGUGUCAUGUUUAUGUUUGAUCCCUCUGCUCUCAGGGUUUCAAAGGGAAGCAUGGACAUGUUGGCUUCCCUGGACAGAAGGUGAGUCAACCACACACGUGCGCACACACACACACAAAUGCGCACGCGCGUACACACACACACACACACUACUCUCUUCAGUUUGUCUGUCAGAUGCCUGCUACCAUAUAGAACACUGAUACAGAUUAUGAGCACAUUGUUAUGGAUAUUGGAUACUCACCGCUCUCCCUCCAUCUUCCUCCUCUCUUCAGGGUGAUGCUGGACCUGUUGGCCCACCAGGGCCAGCUGGUAGACCAGGACUUG
Molecule: messenger RNA, 9687 nt
Organism: Coregonus sp. 'balchen'
Lineage: Eukaryota; Metazoa; Chordata; Actinopteri; Salmoniformes; Salmonidae
Source: the annotation of a GenBank genome assembly